ACAAAGGCAUCGCAAGGCUCCAUCGGACAGCCUGUCAUCAACAAGCCCGACUCCGCUUGAUUGCAGCGGUGGUUUCCGCUGCCCACAUUUCAUUUUAAACUCGAAUCAAAAGGGAGAGUUUCCCUUCUUUACGUCGAACCGCACUAAACUGGAGGAAAAAGUGGGACAAUGUCAUCUGCUUACAAAGGUGGCGAGGAAGACUGGCUGACCGUGUGUCUCAAGUACCUGCUGUUUGUCUUCAACUCGCUCUUUUGGGUGGGAGGUGCCGGCGUCCUGGGCGUGGGCGUGUGGACGCUGGUGGAGAAGAGCGAGUUCCUGAGCCUGCUGGCGUCCAGCACCUUCGCCGUCGCCGCCUACAUCCUCAUCCUGGCAGGUGGCCUGGUGGUGGUCACAGGCUUCCUGGGCUGCUGCGCCGUCAUCCGCGAGCAGAGGAGCUGCCUCUCCAUAUAUUUCUUCUGCCUGCUGUUGAUUUUCCUCAUUGAGCUCGUGGCUGGAGUUCUGGCUUACGUUUAUUACCAGAGGCUGAGCGAGGAGCUGAAGGAGCAUCUCAAGCAGACCAUGACGGACAACUAUGCCCAACCGGGGAAGGAGGCCAUCACGUUAGCGGUGGACAAACUACAACAGGACUUCAAGUGCUGCGGCAGCGACAGCUACCAAGACUGGACGACCAGCGUGUACAUCGCGUCCACGCGCGCCGACGGCCGACUGGUGCCCGACAGCUGCUGCAAGUCGGUCACGCCGGAUUGCGGAGUCCGCGACCACCCGUCCAACAUCUACAAGGUGGAGGGAGGCUGCAUCACCAAGCUGGAGCAGUUCCUGGCCGACCACCUGUUGGUCAUCGGGGCCGUGGGCAUCGGGGUGGCCUGUCUGCAGCUGGCCGGAGCAAUCUUGACCGCCUACUUUAUCUAUCUUCUCUAUAAAGAAGAGGAGGAGGACUUGGCUACCUUGUGAUUGUCGUUAGCGCCGCACUUUUCGCUCCCGUGUUCUUUGUGCAGAUCUGUGGGAUGGUGCUCACCUGCUGCUUGUACAGGAGGAUCAAGAUGGAGCCUUACUGAUGUCACCAAGCUCCUCCUUCUUCUUCUUCUUCUUUGUUUUUUUUAAAUUUCUUGUCUGGUCCCUCGUGUCCUUUCGUUUGUGCUGAACAGUGGAGGCCUCGGGGAGCCCGUCUUGCCUUUAAGCUUUACUACGAGACCGACUUAAGGGGCUGUAUUCAAGCGCCUCAGUGGUGAUCCGUCUUGUCUGCCAGCGUUUGUGUUUGUGCUCGUGAAUUAUGAGUGUGCCUGAAAUAUACCAAAAAGUGAAUUCUUAAAGUUGUGCCUGAUAACAUAACCAAACGGUUUGCUUUGAAUGUGAUGGAGCACGCAUAUCUGGAAGACACCAGAGUAGCCUUAAUGCCUUGAAUUCCAAGUAUUUUACUCUCUCUGGCCACGUUAGGUACACUUUUGUAUUAAAAAGUAGCCACAGUAUGAGAAGCAUCUCCAGCUGUAUUGCAGUACAAACGACACCCAUUAAUCCAUCUGACAAUGUCAAUCAAAAUGGAUUCUUGUCACUCUGUGUCACUGCUGUCCAUUUUUAUGCCGGUGUACCUAAUGAGGAGUCGAGUGAGUUUCCAGGCCGUUUUUUUUUUUUUUUAAGGUGAGCUUCAAGUGUUUAAAACGAAACAUGACAGGUGCUAACGAAUGGGAUUCACUUGCUCCAAAUAUCCUCUGUACUAUUCCAGAAAUAUUAAAAACGAAGUGAACGUCACUGCAGAACCAAAA
Hippocampus comes (tiger tail seahorse) is the source of this 1760-nucleotide messenger RNA. RefSeq names its product tetraspanin 11 (gene tspan11). Gene Ontology annotation, cellular component: plasma membrane. The transcript is spliced from 9 exons. The record is from RefSeq and is a predicted model, not a curated record. The coding region runs from base 169 to 951 and encodes 260 amino acids. Lineage: Eukaryota; Metazoa; Chordata; Actinopteri; Syngnathiformes; Syngnathidae.